Apiotrichum porosum is the source of this 6435-nucleotide messenger RNA. RefSeq names its product glutamate synthase [NADH] (gene GLT1). Gene Ontology annotation, molecular function: iron-sulfur cluster binding; flavin adenine dinucleotide binding; glutamate synthase (NADH) activity. Bases 1 to 6435 code for a protein of 2144 amino acids. The record is from RefSeq and is a predicted model, not a curated record. NCBI's taxonomy places the organism in Eukaryota, Fungi, Basidiomycota, Tremellomycetes, Trichosporonales, Trichosporonaceae. The transcript is spliced from 6 exons.
AUGUGUGGUGUCGGGUUCAUCUGUCAUAUCAAGGGUAAUGGCAACCACAAGAUUGUGAGCGAUGCCCGCAGCAUCCUCUGCAACAUGACCCAUCGCGGCGCCACCGGUGCAGACGCCCGCGAUGGUGACGGUGCCGGUGUCAUGACCGGUAUCCCGCACGAGUUCUUCCUGCGCGAGUGCCCCCACUCGUUCGCCGCCCAGCUCCCCGAAGAGGGCCACUAUGCCGUCGGCAACCUCUUCUUCUCAAAGGUCGAGUACGAGUCGCAGCAAAAGGCCUUUGAGGAGGUCGCCGCCGAGCUCGGCCUGCGUACCCUCGGCUGGCGUCUGGUCCCCACCGACAACUCGAUCCUCGGCCCGGCCUCCAAGAGCCGCGAGCCCCGUAUCAUGCAGCCCUUUGUAGUCCUCGCCGCCCACUAUGGCUCGGGCGACGUGUCCGCCCACGGCGAGUUUGACGAGCGCCAGUUCCAGCGCCAGCUCUACGUCCUCCGCAAGAGCGCUACCCACAGGAUUGGCCUCAAGCAGGGCUUUUACAUUUGCUCGCUCACGCCGAGCAACAUCAUCUACAAGGGCCAGCUCUCCCCCGUCCAGGUCUACAACUACUACCAUGACCUGAACCACGCCCUCUAUGCGUCGCACUUUGCCCUUGUGCACUCGCGUUUCUCGACCAACACGUUCCCCUCGUGGGACCGCGCUCAGCCCAUGCGCUGGGCCGCCCACAACGGUGAAAUCAACACCGUCAUGGGUAACAAGAACUGGAUGCGUGCCCGUGAGGGUCACCUCAAGUCGGAGCGCUUUGGCGAGGACCUCCAGGCCCUCUACCCCAUUGUCGAGACUGGCGGUUCCGACUCGGCGGCGUUUGACAACGUCCUCGAGCUCCUGACCGUCAACGGCGUCCUCACCUUGCCCGAGGCCGUCAUGAUGAUGGUCCCCGAGGCAUGGCAGAACAAUGACCUCAUGGAGCCCGAGAAGAAGGCCUUUUACCAGUGGGCCGGCUGCCUCAUGGAGCCAUGGGACGGCCCCGCCCUCUUCACCUUCUCGGACGGCCGUUUCUGCGGUGCCAACCUCGACCGCAACGGUCUCCGUCCCUGCCGCUACGUCGUCACCUCGGACGACAUUAUGGUGUGCGCCUCCGAGGUCGGCACCAUUACCAUUGAGCCCGAGCGUAUCAUUCAGAAGGGCCGUCUCAAGCCCGGCCGUAUGCUGCUUGUCGACACCAAGGAGGGCCGUAUCGUCGACGACCGCGAGCUCAAGCUCAACACUGCCCGCCGCCAGCCCUUUGCUUCGUGGAUGGACAGCCAGACCAUGCGUCUUCCCGAGGUCGUCCGCCGCGUCGCCCGCCACAACGACAUUGAGGUCAAGCUCGACCCGGUCCCGGUCGCCCAGGACCCCCGCCUCAUGGCCUUUGGCUUUACCCUCGAGCAGCUCUCGAUGCUCAUGGUCCCCAUGGUCCAGGACGGCCACGAGGCCCUCGGCUCGAUGGGUAACGAUGCCGCGCUCGCGUGCGUCUCGGGCACUCCCCGCACCGUCUACGACUACUUCCGCCAGCUCUUUGCGCAGGUCACCAACCCCCCCAUCGACCCUAUCCGCGAGUCUAUUGUCAUGUCGCUCGAGACCAUGGUCGGUCCCGAGGGCAACCUCCUCGAGAUCACCGCCAAGCAGUGCCACCGUCUCCACCUCAAGUCGCCCAUCCUCACCAUCCAGGAGAUGAACGCCAUCCGCAACUUCAAGGAGGCCUAUGCCGACUGGUCGUCGACCGUCAUUGACAUUACCUUUGACAAGAGCGAGGGCCUGCCCGGCUUCCGCGCCUGCGUCGAGCGUGUCCGCUCCGAGGCCCUGGCCGCCGUCAACGAGGGCUACAAGAUUGUCAUCCUCUCGGACCGCGCCACCGGCCCCGACCGUGUGGCUCUCUCCACCCUCCUCGCUACCGGUGGUGUCCACCACUACCUCGUCUCGCAGAAGAAGCGUUCCGACGUGGCCAUCAUGGUCGAGACCGCCGAGGCCCGCGAGGUCCACCACAUGUGUGUCCUCUUUGGCUACGGUGCCGAUGCCAUCUGCCCCUGGCUCGUCAUGGAGAUGAUCUACAAGAUUGAGCGCGAGGGCAUGGCCAAGGACGGCCAGUCGGCCGAGGAGCUUAUUGGCAACUACCGCAAGGCCAACGAGGAAGGUAUCCUCAAGGUCCUGUCCAAGAUGGGUGUCUCGACCCUUGCCUCGUACAAGGGUGCCCAGCUCUUUGAGGCUCUCGGCAUCCACGAGGAGGUCAUCAAGGAGUGCUUUAUCGGCACGGCCUCGCGUGUCCAGGGCGCCACCUACGAGCUGCUCGCCAUGGACGCGUUCGAGUUCCACGAGCGCGCAUGGCCGUCCCGCUCGACCGUCCGUAUCCCCGGUCUCCCCGAGUCGGGCGAGUACCACUACCGCCAGGGCUCGGAGAUGCGCAUCAACGACCCCGUCUCCAUUGCCUCGCUCCAGGACGCUGUCCGCACCAAGAACCAAAAGGCCUACGACACGUACGCCAAGAACUCGCGCGAGUCGACCAAGCGCGCCACGCUCCGUGGUAUGCUCGACUUUGACUUUUCCAAGGCCACCCCGGUCCCCAUUGACCAGGUCGAGCCCUGGAACGAGAUUGUGCGCCGGUGCGUCACCGGUGCCAUGUCGUACGGCUCCAUCUCGAUGGAGUCGCACACGACCCUCGCCGUCGCCAUGAACCGUCUCGGCGGCAAGUCGAACACUGGUGAAGGUGGCGAGGACGCCGAGCGCUCCAUCCCCAUCCCGGGCCCCGGCCACCAGACCGAGGGCCACGGCUACACCCACGCCAUGGAGCUGCUCCCCGUCUGGGACUCGCGCCGCUCGGCCAUCAAGCAGGUCGCCUCGGGCCGUUUCGGUGUCACCUCCAACUACCUCGCCGACUCGGACGAGCUCCAGAUCAAGAUGGCCCAGGGCGCCAAGCCCGGAGAGGGCGGUGAGCUGCCCGGCCACAAGGUCUCCAACUCGAUCGGUCGCACCCGUCACUCGACUCCCGGUGUCACCCUCGUGUCGCCUCCUCCUCACCACGACAUUUACUCAAUCGAGGACUUGAAGCAGCUCAUCUACGACCUCAAGUCGUCCAACCCGCGCGCCCGCGUGUCGGUCAAGCUCGUCUCCGAGGUCGGUGUCGGUAUCGUCGCCUCGGGUGUCGCCAAGGCCAAGGCCGACCACAUCACCAUCUCGGGCCACGACGGUGGUACUGGUGCCGCCAAGUGGACGUCGAUCAAGUACGCCGGUCUCCCCUGGGAGCUUGGUCUUGCCGAGACCCACCAGACGCUCGUGCUCAACGACCUCCGUGGCCGUGUCACUGUCCAGACCGACGGCCAGAUCCGUACCGGUCGCGACAUUGCCAUUGCUACCCUCCUCGGUGCCGAGGAGUGGGGUUUCGCCACCACCCCUCUCAUCGCCAUGGGCUGUAUCAUGAUGAAGGCGUGCCACAAGAACACUUGCCCCGUCGGUAUCGCCACCCAGGACCCGGCCCUGCGUGCCAAGUUUGCCGGCCAGCCCGAGCAGGUCAUCAACUUCUUCUACUAUAUCAUUGAGGAGCUGCGUGCCGUCAUGGCCAAGCUCGGUAUCCGUACCAUCAACGAGAUGAUCGGUCGUGCAGACCUGCUCGUGGUUGACGAGACCCUCCGCACCCCCAAGACCCAGCACCUGGACCUCUCUUGCAUCCUCAAGCCCGCCCACCUCCUCCGUUCCGGUGUGGCCACGUACCGCGUCCGUCCCCAGGACCACAAGCUCUACGUCCGUCUCGACAACAAGUUUAUCGACGAGGCCGAGCCGGCGCUCACCAAGGGUCUCCCCGUCGAGAUUGACUGCGACGUCGUCAACACGGACCGUGCCCUCGGCACCACUCUUUCGUACCACGUUUCCAAGCGUUACGGAGAGGCCGGUCUUCCUCGCGACACCAUCCGCAUCAACAUGAAGGGUUCGGCUGGCCAGUCGCUCGGCGCCUUCCUGGCGCCCGGUGUCACCAUCGAGCUCGAGGGCGACGCCAACGACUACGUCGGCAAGGGCCUGUCGGGCGGCCGUCUCAUCGUCUACCCUCCCAAGAAGUCGACGUUCAAGGCCGAGGAGAACAUUAUCAUCGGCAACGUGUGCUUCUUUGGCGCCACGUCGGGCCAGGCCUUUGUCCGCGGUGUCGCAGCCGAGCGUUUCGCCGUCCGCAACUCGGGCGCCACCCUCGUCGUCGAGGGUACCGGUGACCACGGAUGCGAGUACAUGACCGGUGGCCGCGUCGUCGUGCUCGGCCUCACCGGCCGCAACUUUGCCGCGGGCAUGUCGGGCGGUGUCGCCUACGUCCUCGACAUGGCCCACUCGUUUGCGCCCAAGUGCAACAUGGGCACUGUCGAGCUGGGCAAGGUCGAGAACCCCCAGGAGAUUGCCGAGCUCCGCUCGCUCAUCGAGGAGCACCGCCACUACACUGGCUCGGAGAUUGCCGACCGCGUCCUGCGCAACUUCCACCACUUCCUGCCCAUGUUCGUCCGUGUCAUGCCCCUCGACUACAAGCGCGUGCUUGCCGAGCAGGCCGCGGCCGCCGCCGAGGCCAAGAAGAAGCAGAGCGUCAUCGACCUCAUCCCCUCGCAGACUGCGUCGCAGGUCGACCUUGUGGCCACGGGCUUUGACUCGAGCCUGCCCCGCUCCACCUCGGCGCUCACCAUCUCGACCCCUCGCCCCAUCAUGACCGCUCCCCCUUCGCCUAAGCUCAACGGCGACGCCACCGUCCUGGACAUGGAGGACGCCAUGCUCGACGAGGAGGCCGCCAAGCUCAAGGCUACCAAGUUUGACAAGCUCCGCGGCUUUAUGAAGUACAAGCGUCUCAACGAGGCGUACCGCCCCCCGCGCAAGCGUGUCAAGGACUGGAAGGAGAUUUCGAACCGUCUGUCAAAGUACGAGCUCAAGCAGCAGACGGCCCGCUGCAUGGACUGCGGUAUCCCCUUCUGCCAGUCGGACACUGGCUGCCCCAUUGCCAACGUCAUCCCCAAGUUUAACACGCUCGUCUUUGAGGACAAGUGGCAGGACGCGUGGAACCGUCUCAUGAUGACCAACAACUUCCCCGAGUUCACCGGCCGUGUCUGCCCCGCGCCUUGCGAGUCGGCCUGUGUGGCCGGCAUCAACGAGAUGCCAGUGGGCAUCAAGUCGGUCGAGGCCGCCAUCAUCGACCGCGCAUGGGACCAGGGCUGGAUGGUGCCCCGCCCGCCAAAGGUGCGCACCGGCAAGACCGUCGCCAUCAUCGGCUCGGGACCCGCCGGCCUCGCCGCCGCCGACCAGCUCAACCGCGCCGGCCACACUGUGACCGUCUACGACCGCAAUGACAGGAUCGGUGGCUUGUUGAUGUACGGUAUCCCCAACAUGAAGCUGGACAAGGCCAUCGUCGACCGCCGCACGCAGCUCAUGGCCGACGAAGGUGUCAAGUUUGUCACGGGCGCCCACGUCGGUGUCAACGUCGACGCGGCCGAGAUCAAGGCCGCCAACGACGCCGUCGUCGUCGCUACGGGCGCUACGUGGCCCCGCGACCUCAAGCUCCCCGACCGCGACGCAGACGGUAUCCAUUUCGCCAUGGAGUUCCUCCAGGCCAACACAAAGUCCCUCCUCGACUCCAACCUCGAGGACGGCCGUUACCUUAGCGCCAAGGGCAAGGACGUCAUCGUUAUUGGUGGCGGAGAUACCGGUAACGACUGUAUCGGUACCUCGAUGCGCCACGGCGCCAAGUCGGUCACCAACUUUGAGCUCCUUCCCGAGCCUCCCGUCACCCGUGCCGACUCCAACCCCUGGCCCCAGUUUGCCCGUGUCAAGAAGGCCGACUACGGCCACCAGGAGGUCAUGGCCUACACCCAGAAGGACCCCCGCGAGUACUGCAUUUCGACCAAGAACUUUGUCGUCGAGAACGGCAAGCUCAAGGGCGUCAACACUGUGCGCGUCGAGUGGGAGCAGAUCAACGGCCAGUGGAAGAUGGAGGAGGUCAAGGGCUCGGAGAAGUUCUACCCCGCCGACCUGAUUCUUCUUGCCUUGGGCUUCCUCGGUCCCCAGAAGGAGCUCAUCGACGCCAUGGGCAUCAAGCAGGACCCUCGCACCAACAUCCAGACCCCGGCUGGCAAGUACACCACCAACGUUCCGGGCGUGUUCGCCGCGGGCGACUGCCGCCGCGGCCAGUCGCUCAUUGUCUGGGGUAUCAAGGAAGGUCGCCAGGCCGCCGAGGAGGUGGACGCGCACCUCAUGGGCUCCACGCGCCUCGCGUUCCAGGGUGGCAUCCCCCUGCGCUCGUGGCAGGCCCCGCCCAUCACCAAGAAGGUCGACGACGAGUUCAGCGUCACCGUCAAGUCGGCCGGCUCGUCGUCGGGCUCGGACGCCGAGACCGAGACCGAGACCGAGACCGAGUCGAGCGACGUCGUCACCGUCGAGGUCGCCGCCUAG